AAAUAUGUAAAAACAUAUUUUUAUUUUAUAAAUGUAGCUUUAAUGUGUCAGUUUUGCUAAAAUGAAUCAAAGUAACGCCAGGGUGUCCUAAUUAUUCCACAUGACUAAAAUGUUUCCUGAACUUCUCGGCGCUGAAAGUCAGCAGACAUUCAUCUGAUGACGUCAUUUAAAAAAAGGAAACUGAUUUAUUUUAGUUGAAUUAAUCAGUAAUCGAUCCUGACCGGCCGCCGGGUUUGGACGUGGAGCUCUGGAGCGGCUCUCCCAGGGUUCUGCUGGUAUGUGAGGCUCGGCCCGCCCCUUUCCGCCCCGCAGACCCAAACUCUCCGGCGGGACAGAGCCACAGCUCCGGCGGCUCGCUCGGACCACCCGGACCCGAAGCGCGCGUCCUGUCCGCGGGAAGCACAGCCAGCCUGGAGCCGCCGCGUCUCAUCGCCCUGAUCCCGGUCCGCCGCGGCCAGGUGAGCGUCCGAACCGCCUAGCGGGAGUCCAGCCCGGUUUUGAGAUGCCCUGAUCCCGUUCCCAGGCCAAACCCUGGAGCGACCCGCAGAACCAACUGGAACCCAACUGAACCCGGUUCCCUCAGGUUCUGCCUCUCUAACGUCUUCAAUGAUGCGAAACAUCAAAUCAAAGAAAUUGGUUUGUGAAUAACAAACAGUCUGGUGAAGAGUUUGGUCCUGCAGACCUGGAUUUGCCCUUCCGUCUUGGAAAAACUUGAACUAGGACCAAACUUUGAGCUGAGGUUUGUUGUUGGUUUCGGUUCGGAUCUUGACUGGGAGAACCUCCACCAGGUUCUGUGGUCAUGAAUCUUCAGGAGAAGCUGUCCGGCCUCAAAGGCCUGGUGUCCCCCGGCCGGCGGCGCCAUAAGGGCGACCUGACGGCGGAUAUGAUCAGCCCUCCGCUGGGCGACUUCCGCCACACCAUGCACGUCGGACGCGGCGGCGACGUCUUCGGAGACACGUCCUUCCUGAGCAACCACGGCGGGUCGGCCAACGGCGGCAACGGCGACGCCGACUCCGUCUCCUCACCCGACAACAAGAUCGGCGCGUUUUUCUCCAGGACGCUGCGUCACAUCCGGCGGGGCUCGGACAACCGACCCCGGGACGCAGCGAAGGAGUUGUCGCCGCCGCCGCCCGCCGUGUCGCCCAUCAUCAAGAACGCCAUCUCCCUCCCGCGGCUGGACGUCGACACGCCCAACGGGAGUCCCACCGCCAGGGCGCUGUUCCCCGGAUCCCCGCCGGACCGGGAGAAGAGCUGCUACGGUCUGGAUUCCGGGUUCGUCACUCUGCCCCGUCUGUCCCGGUUGGAGCGCCAGCAGCCGUCCAUCCGCGGCUCUCUCACCGAUCAGACCGACGCCAUCUUGUCUCCCUGCUCCGCCGCCAUCGUGACCUCUGAACCCAAACGGACGACCCGCGCUGCGUACUCCGACUCCUUGCCCUCCCUCACGUCCCUGGACACCUUCACCUUUGACCUCGGCCCGUCCCUAAUGAGCGAAGUGUUCGGGCUGAUCGACGGGCGCCCGGAGGAGAGCGGCGCCGCGUGGCGGGCGGAGGAGGCGGAGUCGGCGUGCGGGUCGGACGGUUCCGCCACCGUGUCCUUCGUGGACUCGUUGCUGAGGGAGGACGGCGGCGGCGGGACGAGUCCUCACCGGUGUGAGGAGGAAAACGCGGCGAGGGGAUUCUCCGGGGAAGUGCCGGACGUGCUGCUGGGUUCGGCUGAGCGGGUCGGGGUCCGGAUGGAGAGCGAGCGGUUUCAGAGCGCUACCGACGUGCUAGCACGCCACUACGGCGUCGGCCUCUUAAAGGGACAGAACAAGAUGGAGGAGCUCCGGAGUCAGCCCAGGAAGACAACAUCCUACAGCUUCAUGGACGAUGAGGAGGAAAUCAAAGUCUGACAGGAAGGAACCAAACGGACCCGGUUGACCUUCCUGAAGAGGUCAGGACUCCACAACAAACAUGUCUGCCAGGCGUUGCACAAAAUCAGGAGAUUUUCUCCAAGAACCAGCUUUUUAGGGCGUCUGUCACUUUAAAUCCACACAAGCUGCUGCCUACGUGAAAAUGGCUGCAAAAAGAUGCACAAUUAUGCGACUGUACAACUUAGAAAGGCAGAAGUGGCGCCUCCUGCACAACCAUCAACGCAGCAAGUUAUAAGGGCUAUUAUAGAUCGAAAAGAGUAAUUUCCACAAAAAAACUAGAAAUUUAUAAAUUAAUUUCUGAAAUUUUCUAGAAAAGGUCAAACAUGUUAAAGUUCAGCAAAUUUUGAAACUCAGAUUUCCAAGUUUUCUCUAGAAAAUCUCUGAGAAUUUCUUAACCUUUUUUUUUUUCUAGCAAAUUUUUGAAACUCCAAGUUACUUCAAGAAAAUUUCUGAGAUUAAUCUCAAAACUUGGCAAACAGUUGUUUCCACUCCAGUUUUAUUUUCCCACCUUUGAUGGCCCUAAAGCUCCGUCGUAGAAAAUGCCUUCUGGAUGGUGAGUCAACAACAAAACCCGUCUUUUCCUGCAGCCAUUGUACAGCAAAUACAUUGGGAAAACCAGCUGACCAAACAU
This is a messenger RNA of Poecilia reticulata (guppy), 2543 nucleotides long. RefSeq names its product CDC42 effector protein (Rho GTPase binding) 1a (gene cdc42ep1a). Lineage: Eukaryota; Metazoa; Chordata; Actinopteri; Cyprinodontiformes; Poeciliidae. Gene Ontology annotation, cellular component: plasma membrane; cytoskeleton; cytoplasm. The record is from RefSeq and is a predicted model, not a curated record. Gene Ontology annotation, biological process: Rho protein signal transduction; positive regulation of pseudopodium assembly; regulation of cell shape. Gene Ontology annotation, molecular function: small GTPase binding.